GUGAGCCUGCAAUUCACUGAGCUCGAAGGCUUGCCCGGCAGCAACAUCAACCUCCACCUUUCCGCUGCCCAGAACUCCCUCUGCGCCCUCCGGGCGGUUGACGAGAGCGUCUUCCUCCUGAAGCCUGAAGCUGAGCUCUCUCCUCAAAAGAUUUAUGAUCUGCUGCCUGUAAAAAACCUCAGGGGCUACUACUACAAAAAUGAGAACUUGGAAGACCCGGACACAAACCCUUGCACGCCUCCCCAAAAGGUCGUUGUGGAUGGAAUUCGCUACAUCACCGACACCUAUUCUUAUGGUGAAGGAGACGCCUAUACAAUCCUCAAGGACUUUGGUUUGAAAACGUUUACUAGCGCCCAGAUACACAAGCCUAAUAUUUGCAUCACCAGAUCAGAUGUGCACUGUAAGAAUCUUAAGUGGACUGAUAGGGUCAGCGUAUCGCUGUUGCUUUCUCCUGACUACGACGCUGCCCCUGUGGAAAAGGAACAGGCUUCCUAUUGUUUGCCUGUGGACGGAAGGAAAACGGUCUCCUGGAAGGUUACUCCCAAAACUCUGGGGGAAGUCAACUUCACAAUAACUGCAGAGGCCCUGAAAUCCACCCAGCUCUGUGGCAAUGAAAUCGCGGAAGUGCCUCCCAAAGGACAAAGGGACAUUGUGAUCAAAACCCUCUUGGUCGAGCCUGAAGGAAUCGAGAAGGAAGUGGUGAUCAACAAUCUGCUCUGUGGAAACAAAGGCAGCCCAUCCGCAACUAUUUCCCUAAAGGUCCCAGAGAACGUUGUGGAGAAAUCGGCAAGAGCUUUCUUCUCUGUGUUGGGUGACAUCUUAAGCUCGGCCAUCCAGAACGUGCAGCAGCUUAUCCGGUUGCCCUCUGGCUGCGGGGAGCAGAACAUGGCCCUCUUGGCCCCCAACGUUUACAUCUUGGACUAUCUGAACGCAACAGACCAGCUGAACGACGAAAUCAAGUCGAAGACGAUUGGCUACUUAGUGGCUGGCUACCAGAGACAGUUGAACUACAAGCAUGCUGAUGGUUCCUACAGCACCUUUGGGGAGCGUAACAACGAGCCUGGAAAUGUCUGUUCUCAAAUGAAGAGAUACAUCCCUGUGGAGGAACGUCACCUGAUCGAAGCUCAGAACUUUUUGGCUUUAAAGCAAAAAUCAAAUGGCUGCUUCCAAGUCACCGGGACCCUCCUGAACAAUGCGCUAAAGGGCGGAGUUGAUGAUGAGGCCACUUUGUCAGCCUACAUCGCCAUCGCUUUGCUGGAGAUGUCCUUGCCCGUCACGCAUUCUAUGGUGCGAAAUGCUUUGUUUUGCCUGGAGACCGCCUCCCAGCAGAAAGACAUCCCCGUGUACAACCUGGCCUUGUUGGGCUAUGCUUUUGCGUUGGCUCACAAACAGGACAAGGUGGCAGAAAUACUCCACACCCUUCAAGAAAAGGCUGUGAAAGGAGACGACGGCUCCAUUCACUGGGAGAGGCCUGCGAAGCCAGAGGUGAAGCAGCCUUGGUACUACGAGCCCCGAGCUCCUUCAGCAGAGGUGGAAAUGACCAGCUACGUGCUCCUUACUCACCUGAAGAGAAGCCCAUCACCAUCCGAGGAGGAUCUGGCAGCGGCCACCAAGAUUGUGACGUGGCUUACCAAGCAACAGAAUCCUUCUGGAGGAUUCUCUUCAACACAGGACACCGUAGUGGCCCUUCAGGGCCUCGCCUUGUACGCAGCCGCGACUUUCUCCCGCAGCGUGGAGGGCAUCAAAGUGGCCUUGAAGUCUGGUGAGAACAGUCUGAAGGAAUUCCAAGUAGACAACAGCAACAGGAUUCUGCUUCAGACCCACGACCUGCCCAGCGUGCCUGGGGAGUAUUCGGCCGUCGUGACCGGGAAAGGUUGCGCCUACAUGCAGACCACCUUGAGGUACAACGUGCUCCCACACCCAGAGGACGACCCAUUCGCGCUGACCGUCGACACAAUUCCCGAAACGUGUGAUGGAGCCAAGGCCCACAAGCAAUUCGACAUUGUCAUGAACGUCAGUUACACCGGCAAGCGUCCAGCCUCCAACAUGGCGAUAAUUAAAGUCAAGAUGGUCUCUGGAUUUGUACCAAAUAAGCCCUCUGCAAAAAAGCUGGAAAAGCAGGCUUCGAUUAAGCGGGUGGAUGUAUCAGCCACUACAGUGGAGCUGUAUUUGGAGAAGCUGACCAACGUCACCAUGCACAUCUCGUUCACGGUAGAACGGAGCUUCGAGAUCCAGAAUCAGAGGGCGGCGUUUGUGCAAGUGUACGACUAUUACGAAGAUGAAUCCACCGUGGUUCCAUAUAGCGCCCCCUGCAGCAAAGCUAAGUCUGGGAACGCAUGAGGAACAGAGUCGCCCUCCACCGUCUCCCAGUUAGUCCCAAAGAUGCUUUCCUUCCCAACCUGAUGAGAAAACAACAGGCAGAAGACGGCCACCCAAAGACCCAAGAAGAACCAGGCGCCCUCUGGGCGCCUUCCUUCAUCGACCGCUUUGCGAGCUCCAAGGAAUUUGAGACACGCCACCGGCUUCACCUUCUCUCCACUUGGGUCCGGAAAAACAAACAUCUGGCAUUUGCUGUUGUCUCCUCUGAGGGGUGGAAAGAACGAAACAAAUAAAUAAAUG
Protobothrops mucrosquamatus (brown spotted pit viper) is the source of this 2619-nucleotide messenger RNA. Its product is annotated as alpha-2-macroglobulin. The annotation marks the transcript as partial. Gene Ontology annotation, cellular component: extracellular region. The transcript has 20 exons. The record is from RefSeq and is a predicted model, not a curated record. NCBI's taxonomy places the organism in Eukaryota, Metazoa, Chordata, Lepidosauria, Squamata, Viperidae.